Hirsutella rhossiliensis is the source of this 240-nucleotide messenger RNA. RefSeq lists its product as uncharacterized. The record is from RefSeq and is a predicted model, not a curated record. Lineage: Eukaryota; Fungi; Ascomycota; Sordariomycetes; Hypocreales; Ophiocordycipitaceae. The coding region runs from base 1 to 240 and encodes 79 amino acids. The transcript has a single exon.
AUGACCUCGGCGGCCGAUGCCACUAUGAAAGACAUGGACCGCGUGGACAAUUUAGAAGACGCCAAGGGUCGGGACGUUGAUGUUGUCAUGGACCCUAUCCCCGUUCCCGACACGGACUUUGAUCUCACGGGCAUCUCAAGACAAUGCGAUGACGUCGCAGCCGAGAAUGAUUCUUUCUUCGCCAAGUUGGUUGAUUCUGGAGCUUUCAGACUUGGGAAGCCAGACAAGAUUUGGCAUUAA